This is a messenger RNA of Dibothriocephalus latus, 441 nucleotides long. The record is from the annotation of a GenBank genome assembly. NCBI's taxonomy places the organism in Eukaryota, Metazoa, Platyhelminthes, Cestoda, Diphyllobothriidea, Diphyllobothriidae.
AUGGUCAACGGGGGAUAUGCCACCACCAUUUCCGGCAUUAUGAAAAUUAUUGGAGCCAUACUUGGCUUAGUCACAAUGAUUGUCAUUGCGACUACCGUGAAUGUCGCAUGGGAGAUAGGCGGCUAUCUGCUCUUUGCCUCGAUUUACGUCUGGAUCAUGUGUCUGCUGUUGCUUCUCCUGCACAUAUUCGAGGUCGAUGGAAAUCAAGGCAUGAGGAUCUUUGAGGCAGUUGCUCUGGGCUUGAUGGUCUUGUUCGUCUUCAUCGCGUUCAUUAUUGCUGCCGUGUAUGCUGGCAGGGCAAACGAUGGAGUGUUUGCAGGAUUCAAUAGGCUUGGCCUUGGUAAUCUCGCAGCUGCUCUUAUCGCCAUAACGGUUCUCUUCUUUAUACUUCUUGUCACAUCAAUCGUGGACCUUGUCUUUCAUGUACGUACAAUGGUUUGA